Messenger RNA from Psilocybe cubensis, 5022 nucleotides. RefSeq lists its product as uncharacterized. Bases 1 to 5022 code for a protein of 1673 amino acids. Lineage: Eukaryota; Fungi; Basidiomycota; Agaricomycetes; Agaricales; Agrocybaceae. Gene Ontology annotation, cellular component: plasma membrane. Gene Ontology annotation, biological process: positive regulation of GTPase activity; Ras protein signal transduction. The transcript is spliced from 6 exons. Gene Ontology annotation, molecular function: guanyl-nucleotide exchange factor activity. The record is from RefSeq and is a predicted model, not a curated record.
AUGUCCGAUACGAUACAAAUCGACACCACCAUCCCUGAUGUCCAGAUACUGCCCGACACUAAUCCCUCAUCGACAGUACAAAUACCAGUAAUUGAAGCUCCAGAAUCCAUUUUGGCUGUUGAUCAGCUCGACGGCCCUUCUUUAGCAUCUACUCUCAAAUUACCGGAAACUUCUCCUCAAUAUCUGUCACCAUCUCUACCUGUUGCCCCGACACCCCAUGUCUUCUCACUUGCCGACCUGCGUGAAGAAAAUGGAGAGUUGGAUUUGGGCCCUGAUGUAGCUUUGAGCGACAUCAGCGUUGCACCUGAUGGCAGUUUCAUUGAAACGUCGUCUGGACCGACAGCUCAUAUUCUGAAGAGAAGAUACGACCAGUUGGCAGGCGUUGGUCCUUCCGUUCGUUCUCCCUAUGCUAUAACAGCUUUCGUAAAUCAACAUGGGAAAUCAAUGUACCGCAUUGGCCAUCGCGGCAAAAACUCUGCUCCUGCUGCCUCUGCAGCUGAUGCCGACGACCUUUUAGCGCAACCAAAGAACUCAAGUGACGCCUCGCAUUCUCCUCGUACACAGCGCCGGUCUCGGCUGAGCAUGCAUUUUCUCCAACCCGGAAUGUUUGCCAAAACCUCUAUCCCCCCAACUAGUCGUCCUCCUAUUGUAUCUAAUACUCCUUCAAUAUCCAAGAAGCUCCGGAAGACUCGGUCCAUACCCGAUAUGUCUAGCUCCGAACCCACCAUCACUUCUGCGCCCACAUUUGCAGUUACAGGUAGGGGUCACUCGCAGAGUGUUACUGCCAUGGACAUUCCUCGACUUCCCAUGCCAUUUGCCUCAUAUCCUCCUCCUCGUCCAAUCGACGCAUUUGCAGAAUUGUUGGAUUGGUUCAACCCUUUGACCUCAACAGCCGACUUUUCCAACCAAAGCCUAUUCACCCCUGAUACGUCAUCUCCAGAUGCCCCUAAAACUCGUCCGACAGUACCACAACCAUUUGGUCCGAAUGUCGUUUUCAAGUCGCCAGCUAUCAAGGUCGCACCAAACCCUCCACCCAGGCAUCUGCGAGAAAUGCAAUCUUUUGAGUCUGGGCGAACGGCUCGUCAAUGUGAUUCCCAAGAGAGUCUGCCAGGCAGCGAUUCACCCGUGCCUUCCUCUGAUGAUGCGUCGGGUACGGCUGGUGAAAGGAGUCGUCCUGCCUCAGCUAUUCGUUUAAGUUUACUCUCUGAGGUUUCUAUUGAUUCCGACACGCAUAGUGAUCCGCCUGCUGAAGCGGAACCUGAUGUGGCACCAAUGGCCGAGGGUAAUCGACUGUCAACUCAAUAUUCCACCGAAGUCUUCAAUGUGCUCCAAACGUACCGUGGUCUUCCUAUGUUUGAAAAAUUGGUGCCGGAAAUCGACAACGACAACGUGAUCAAACUUUCUUUGGCUGCCGACCAGAGUGCAGCCCCGAGAGACGACCCUCGUUUCGUUCUUUGGGGAGAGACGCAAGUUGAGUCUGAGGCGGACGAUUUCAAUUCGAAAUCGCGCGACAGCUUGACGGAUGUUUCGUCGUCCAAUCCGUCUUCGAGCAUAUCAAAAAGACGAAGCAGCAAAGUUUCCAAGUUCAAGUCCCCCGACGCUUCAGCCGCCAGUCUUCCCAAGCAGGGGCAGCGGGUGCUUUUGGCAGCUACAAUCGAACGUUGGAUCGCGCAGCUCACCAGCGACUUGAAUUACGACGAACUCCUUAACUUCUUUCUGACAUAUCGGACGUAUGUCCCAGCUGUGGAUCUUUGCCAUUUGUUCAUAUGUCGCUUCCAUUGGGCACUUCAGACUGGCGCUUCCAGACAAGACGAAACUGUCCGUCGCAUUGUUCGUGUGCGAACGUUUGUCGCUAUUCGAUAUUGGCUGUUGACUUUUUUCACUGUCGACUUUAUACCGAAUCGUGAAUUAAGGUUGUUAAUUGCGGACUGGCUGAACACUUUGAUCGAGGAUCCGAUAUUAAAGAAACACAGUGAUGCGACCGAUAUUGUCAAGAGGUUGAUCAAAGUUGCAAAGGAAUGCAAACGGGCCCACAUCCGCACUGAAAAACCUAAAGAAAACAAGUCUAGCUCAGACAAUGAAGAACGCCCUGUCGAUCACUUACUGGGUAAAAGCUUCGCUGAGGCUAUUCGGAAGUUACCUCAAGAAGACCACGAUUCGAUCCUCGACCUUGAUUUUCUUCCGGACGAAGCUAAAACUGAAGAACUUUCCGGCUUCCCGAUCGAUUCAGCCAACGCCCAUCUCACAGCAGGCGCCGUUGGUGGUACCGUCCUUUCACCGAAUCGGCCAUCAUCGCUUCCGCUUUCAUCGUUCAACAUUCUUCAACGCACGGACCAUGCUCCAGGACCAAGCGCAGAUGUCGAUUUGCCUUUCGUUGAGAAUACGGCUCCCGUUCUUCUCGGCCACCACCAUAGCGCCUUGUCGAGAGCUUUCGUCAGGACAAUUGGCAGACUUGGGCGUUGGAAGCGUGUUUUGAACCAGAAGUCAGCGGUUCGUCCUGCCAACACCCUGGGUGCCUGUGGUGUUGGAGAUCAAGCUUUCGAUCUUGACCUCAACGCUGCUCGGGAUCUUCUCACUGUAAACGGUGGCGUUGAGAACUACCUCAGGAUGGUAGAACCUCCGGCCCCGAGGCCCAGCUCCUCCGAGAUCAUCGUUGCCCCUCUGGAAAGCCAUUCUCGGACUCCUUCUCUCCUUGUUUUACCGCCAUUGCCAUCUGCACCACCAACUCCUUCAGUACCUCUAUCAACUGCAAAUAUAUACCCAAGUUCCCAACUAUCAAGUUCUCCUCUGUCAUCUCAUGUUAACGCUUCUCCUGCUCCCGACACGACUGCUACGACCACUAUUAAGACCGAAUCUCCAACUUCGAUUUCUUCGCCAUUGCCUGAACCAUCAGAAUCGUCUCCUCCACCUUCAUUUGUGGAAUCCGUGCAAGAACUUAACGAGUUAUCUCCUGAUCCCGUUGUCUCGCAGGACGAAGCUUGCGCUGGCCCAAUAGAGUCUGCUCCCGAGACGUCUGAAAUUCACCGACUUAGUCCUGCAUCAUUCAAUUACGACACUCAUGGCCUUAGAGAACCCGACCGUCCUGAAUCUUUCAUGUCUUCUUCGACUGACUCUUUCGGUGCCAUCUUGACCGCCGACGGUCCUCUUCCUCCUACGUUCCCGGGACAACACAACCAAUGGUCGUUUGACACUUCCAUUGAUGAUUUAGAUUUAUCUGAUACUUCAUCGUUGCCUGGCGGAUCAGAUCUGCCUGCUCCGCCAGGAUUAAUGCGCCCCGCGAGAAGGCUUCCCAACCGGCGCGAUUUCGAAUUUGUGAGACGCUCAGAGGUGUCUUCAAUGGGCUUUUCCAACGAAUAUAUGCGCGAUUCUGUUGCUAGUUCAACACAUUCCCAGUCUUCGCCUUCAUCUUCUGGGCUUCCACAGCCCAUUUCUCGCUGGCAGAUGAAAACCCUUCAGCGCACAUUUGAAUCGAUGAGCAAUGAUGGGGAAGAUGGUGGAGACGUGGAGGCAGCUUUGCGGAGGCUGGAAGGGCAGAUCAACCCAAAAAUCCAGCAGGAGAAGGCGGAAAAGGUGGAUGGGUGGGUUCGGUCUAUGCAGGAACGGCUUAGGAAUGGCGAUUAUGAUUAUGAGAGUUCAAUAUUUUCCGAAGACGACGUUGAAGGAUUCAUUGACGAGGUAUACCCAGCGACUGAUGAUACCGACCCCGAAAGUCCUCCUGACUUGGUUGUGUCCUCCUCCGAGACGGAUGACAGUAAUGAUAAUGAUGACAGGGAUGGAAUGCCGCGCACCCCGAUCCCUUCGCAAUCUACUCAGCAACUCCCUUUCCCACCCGGCCUCGAACCAAUUGCUCGUAACGAGUCACAAAAACCGCCCCCGGAGCCAGCAGUCCCUGAGGAAAUUCUGCAGAGCAGAUUGCCACCAAUUGCAAGGCCCGCGUUUGAUUCCAUCAGUCCACCCACAGAAUCCAUCUUUUCGUCCAAAUUUUCUUCUGAAUCGACGCAUAGCAUCCACCGAUCGUUUAUUCUCAAUUACUCGGCUGAACAGCUCGCGGAGCACUUCUCGAUGAUCGACAGAGAGCUCUUUAUGGGCGUCAAGUUUGAAGAGCUGGUCACGGGCGAGUGGAUAUAUUGUCAGGAGAUUAAUGUUUAUGAAUGGGCGCAGUAUCUCAAGGACAGAGCGCGAUGGAAAGCUGAGCAACAGUUCCCCGAGAAGACAACUGCCCUGGCGGCUGUGCGCGCCCGCUUCAAUCUCAUGGUUUCUUUUGUCAUUUCUGAAGUCGUUUUGACUCCACCUACUGAGAGACAUAUCGUCGUCUCGAAGUUCUUACGUAUUGCCUGGAAAUGUUAUUCCCUCAGUAAUUUCAACACUUUGACGGCCAUUAUCAUGGCGCUGAAAGAUGAAUGGGUUGCCAGAGCUAUGAAAAGGCAAGGCUGGAAUCGGAUCGGCGUCUUCGAGGCUCGGGUGUUCAAGGAUCUGAAAAUAUUCAUUACGGUCGCUGAUCAUUUUAAGUUUAUGCGCCAAAUUGUCGAUUCGAUUGUCGACGCGAAGCCUCUCGAGGGUAGCUCUCAUGCCGCCUCCGUGAUUAGUGGCGGGGACUCUCAGAGCGGUAAGGGCAGAGGAACUUCAGAUAACCGCCCAAUGGUUCCAACUGCUUGUAUCCCUUUCAUUGGCAUUUAUCUUUCCCAGCUUCGCGUGUUUACCAAACUCCCGGGGCUCAUUGAUGCGACGGCGCCUCAUCUUGUUGUCGGUAUUGAUCCUGUCCAUGCGACCUUUGACCCUCCAGCCCAUCCAGAAGUGUUUUCUGCGCUCGUACCUUUACCCAAGUCCAUGCACCUGGAGCCCUUAAUCAAUGUUCACAAGCAACGUCGUAUUGCCGACGUCAUCAAGGCUCUUGUGGCCGGACAGCACCUGGCAAGUAGAGUGCAGUUCUCCAUCGACAAAAGGUUGUUCCAGAAAUGUCUUCGCCUUCGUGGUUUGCAGCCAGACCUUCUUCAGCGUGCGCUGGCAAUGUACCCCGAGUGA